CUUGCUAUAAGAAGUAAGAACCUCCAUGUCCUUCUGCAAGUGUUUUCUGAACCUCAGAGUUGAAAAUGGCGGUCGCUACUGAUCCGCUCGGCUGCAUGCAAAAACUCGUCCAGAUGCUUCAGGCUCCGCCGUAUGUCGCGGCCGCCGUUCUGGGUGGUGUGUUGCUUCUGACGUUUUUCAUCGGAGAUUGGAGAAAGAGACGUCGGAGUCCUCUACCUCUGUUGCCGGCGAUUCCGGGGAUACCGGUGCUGGGGAAUCUGUUGCAGUUGAAGGAGAAGAAGCCGCACAAAACGUUUGCUCAGUGGUCCGAGACGUAUGGUCCGAUUUAUUCCAUAAAAGCCGGCGCCUCCACUGUGAUCGUUCUCAACUCCUCCGAUCUCGCCAAAGAGGCUAUGGUGACGAGGUACUCUUCCAUUUCCAGUAGAAAACUAAGCAAAGCCCUCACUAUCUUGACUGCUGAUAAAUGCAUGGUUGCUAUGAGCGAUUACAAUGACUUUCAUAAGCUGGUUAAGAGAUACAUAUUGGCUAAUGUCUUGGGGGCUAACGCUCAGAAAAGACUCAGACAAAGGAGAGACACCAUGAUAGACAAUAUUUCCAGAGAAUUGUUUGCUUGUGUGAAGGAUUCUUCAUCAGAAUCUGUUAAUUUCCGAAAGAUCUUUGAAUCGGAACUCUUCGGGCUGGCGCUUAAAGAAACGUUUGGGAGGGAUAUGGAGUCGUUAUAUGUCGAUGGGCUCGGUACUACGUUGCUGAGAGAAGAUCUGUUCAGAACUUUAGUGAUUGAUCCGAUGGAGGGUGCGAUCGAGGUUGAUUGGAGAGAUUUCUUCCCAUAUCUGAGAUGGAUUCCCAACAAGGGUGUGGAGGAUAGGAUCAGGAAGAUGGACUUUCGCAGGCGAGUGACGAUGAAGAGCCUCAUGGAGGAGAAGAAGAAGCAAAUUGCAGCUGGGGAGGAUUUGAAUUGCUAUUCUGAGUUCUUGUUAUCUGAAGCAAAAUCGCUCACAGAGGAACAGAUAUCCAUGUUGCUCUGGGAGAUAAUCAUUGAAACCUCAGACACUACUCUGGUUGUAACUGAAUGGGCUAUGUAUGAACUUGCUCAAAAUCCUAAACGACAGGAGCGUCUAUAUCAGCAUAUACAAAGUGUGUGUGGAUCUGCAAAGAUUACUGAAGAAAACCUGUCACAGCUCCCAUAUUUGACUGCCGUUUUUCACGAAACUCUUCGGAAGUACAGUCCAGUCUCGAUUGUUCCAUUGCGAUAUGCACAUGAAGAUACCCAGUUAGGGGGGUACUUUAUUCCUGCAGGGAGUGAGGUUGCUGUCAACAUUUACGCCUGCAACAUGGACAAGAAACAAUGGGAAAGCCCUGAGGAAUGGAAACCAGAGAGGUUUCUUGAUGAGAGCUAUGAUCCAAUGGACCUGUACAAAACCAUGGCGUUCGGAGGCGGGAAGAGGGUGUGUGCAGGUGCCCCCAAGGCAAUGCUGAUAGCUUGCACUACCCUUGGAAGGCUGGUUCAAGGGUUCACUUGGAAGCUGAGGGAAGGAGAAGAAGACAAGGUCGACACUCUCGGCCUCACUGCUCGCAAGCUCCAACCACUGCAUAUCGUCGCCAAACCGAGAAUCAACUAAUGGAACUUCCUCCGCCAUCCUGCAAGAACCUGGAAUAAAUAACUAUUAUGGGAGUCUUUGGAAACCAUUAGUCUUUUGUUUAGUGCUGAAGAGAAACCAGUGUGUUUCAGAUCAGUUUAGAAGUAAUUAUCCAUUUUAGAAACAGUAGGUGUGCACAGAUCGCAUUGAAAUAAAGAGUUCAACUUUUAGGUC
Molecule: messenger RNA, 1811 nt
Organism: Cucurbita maxima (winter squash)
Lineage: Eukaryota; Viridiplantae; Streptophyta; Magnoliopsida; Cucurbitales; Cucurbitaceae
Product: ent-kaurene oxidase, chloroplastic-like
Exons: 8
Coding region: 66-1619 (517 amino acids)
Biological process (GO): gibberellin biosynthetic process
Cellular component (GO): chloroplast outer membrane; endoplasmic reticulum
Molecular function (GO): ent-kaurene oxidase activity; heme binding; iron ion binding
Source: RefSeq, a predicted model, not a curated record